Hibiscus syriacus is the source of this 3317-nucleotide messenger RNA. Its product is annotated as protein CHUP1, chloroplastic-like. Gene Ontology annotation, cellular component: chloroplast outer membrane. Lineage: Eukaryota; Viridiplantae; Streptophyta; Magnoliopsida; Malvales; Malvaceae. Gene Ontology annotation, biological process: chloroplast organization. The record is from RefSeq and is a predicted model, not a curated record.
AAUGCUACUGGUUUAGGAACGUUUCUAUCCGGAUUGGCUAUUAUAGUUCAACCAUAUUUUCAACUCUCAAGCUAGGUUCUCCUGCUUGAAUUUGCAACAGGAUAACAUUUACAAGCUCUUGCAUUUAAAGGGUCAUAAUGGUUUAAGAUAAUAAUGAUGGGAGAUGAGGAGAAGUGGAGUAGGGAUGUCUAUUGGGUAUCUUUUUCCUGUAGGUGAGUGGAGGAAGAGGGUUUUUAUAUACACAAAUCCUAAAUGCUAGUCAGAGUCCUUCUUGCCGCUUCAAUUGCAGCUCUUGCAGUCAAGCGGCUUAAUGCCAAAAACUCAAAGUCAUCAAAAUCUUCAGAAAAUGAGGACAACAAGAAGCAGUUUAGAUAUCACGAUGAUGGCUUCAAGGGAAAAGAUGGUGAGGAAGAAGAGGAGGAAGAAGUUAAAUUGAUUAGCAGCAUAUUUAAUCGAGCUAACGAUAACCGAUCAGAUAUUGGUGAUGAAGAUUUUCUACCUGAGUUUGAAGAUCUUCUCUCCGGGGAAAUUGAAUAUCCAUUACCUACUGACAAAUAUGACAGGGAAGAGAAAGAAAAAAUGUAUGAAACUGAGAUGGCAAACAAUGCGAGUGAACUGGAAAGGUUGCGCAAUUUAGUAAAGGAACUGGAGGAGAGGGAAGUAAAGCUCGAGGGUGAAUUGCUUGAGUACUAUGGUUUAAAGGAGCAGGAAUCAGAUAUUACUGAAUUACAAAGGCAGCUGAAGAUCAAGACAGUUGAAAUCGACAUGCUGAAUAUUACCAUAAACUCUUUGCAGGCCGAGAGGAAGAAGCUUCAAGGGGAGAUUGCUCGUGGAGCUUCUGUAAAGAAGGAGCUGGAGGUGGCAAGGAACAAAAUCAAGGAGCUACAAAGGCAAAUUCAGCUUGAUGCUAACCAAACAAAAGCUCAGUUAUUGUUUCUCAAGCAAGAAGUUUCUACUCUUCAAUCCAAAGAGCAAGAAGCCAUCAACAGUGACGCUGAGAUUGAGAAGAAAUUGAAAGCUUUGAAGGAGUUAGAAAUUGAAGUUGUGGAGCUUAGGAGAAAGAAUAAAGAGCUUCAGCAUGAAAAGCGGGAGUUAACUGUUAAACUGGAUGCCGCUGAAGCGAAAAUAGCCUCCCUUUCCAACAUGACAGAGACUGAAAUUACAGCCAGGGCAAGAGAAGAGGUCAAUGCAUUAAAACAUGCAAAUGAGGAUCUGCUAAAGCAAGUAGAAGGACUUCAGAUGAACAGAUUUAGCGAAGUUGAAGAACUAGUGUACCUUCGUUGGGUCAAUGCAUGCUUGAGAUACGAACUCCGUAAUUACCAGACACCUGGAGGAAAAAUAUCUGCUCGUGAUCUCAAUAAAAGUCUAAGCCCCAAGUCCCAAGAGAAGGCUAAAAGGUUACUAUUAGAAUAUGCAGGGUCAGAACGUGGGCAAGGCGACACAGAUCUUGAAAGCAACUACUCUCAUCCAUCCUCUCCUGGAAGUGAGGAUUUUGAUAAAGCUUCCAUCGACAGUUCUAACAGUAGAUAUAGCAAUCUCAAGAGACCUGGCUUAAUCCAAAAGCUGAAGAAAUGGGGCAAGAGCAAAGAUGAUUCAAGUGCUUUUUCAUCACCGGCCAGAUCCUUCUCUGGUGGCUCUCCAAGCAGGACUAGCUUGAGCCUCCGCAAUCGGGGUCCAUUAGAAUCACUUAUGCUAAGGAAUGCAGGUGAUGGUGUUGCAAUCACAACUUUUGGUAAAAUGGACCAGGAAUCCACUGAUUCGCCGGAUGCUUCUUCUCUUCCAAACAUUAGAACACAACCUUCUGGUGACUCUUUGAAUUCUGUUUCAACAUCAUUCCACUUAAUGUCUAAAUCUGUAGAUGGAAUUCUAGAGGAAAAAUAUCCUGCUUAUAAGGACCGCCAUAAGUUGGCCAUGGAGAGGGAGAAACAAAUUAAGAAAAAAGCAGAACAAGCUAGGGCUGAGAGGUUUGGCGAGAACUCAAACUUUGAGUCUAGAGCAAAGGCACCUGUAACUUUACCACCAAAACUUGCUCAAAUAAAGGAGAAGACCGUUGUUUCUGGUGACACAAGCGAACAAUCCAAUGGCGACAAGACUGUAGACUCCCAAACUAUAAGCAAGAUGAAACUUGCUCACAUUGAAAAGAGGGCACCUAGGGUGCCCAGACCACCACCAAAGCCAUCCAGUGGCAGUUCUGCUGGCACAGAUACUGCUACAACAGGACAACUUCCCGCUCCACCUCCACUACCCGGUGCACCACCACCACCACCGCCACCUCCUGGUGGACGACCACCACCUCCUCCUCCUCCAGGCAGCCUACCCAGAGGGGCAGGCAGUGGUGAUAAAGUUCACCGAGCUCCUGAACUUGUUGAAUUUUAUCAGACAUUGAAACGAGAGUCAAAGAAGGAAACUUCAAGUUUGAUUUCUACAACAUCUAAUACAUCAGAUGCUAGGAGCAACAUGAUCGGAGAGAUUGAGAAUAGAUCAUCAUUCCUGUUAGCUGUAAAAGCUGACGUGGAAUCGCAAGGUGACUUUGUUCAGUCCUUGGCCACUGAAGUUCGAGCAGCUUCUUUCACCAACAUAGAAGACCUGGUAGCUUUUGUAAAUUGGCUAGAUGAGGAACUUUCCUUCUUGGUUGAUGAACGUGCAGUUCUCAAGCACUUUGAUUGGCCUGAAGGAAAGGCUGAUGCAUUAAGAGAGGGCUUUGAAUACCAGGACCUAGUGAAGUUGGAGAAGCAGGUCUCUUCCUUUGUUGAUGAUCCCAACCUUCCAUGUGAAGCUGCUCUGAAGAAGAUGUACAAAUUGCUUGAAAAAAUGGAACAAAGUGUAUAUGCACUUUUACGUACAAGAGACAUGGCUGUUGCACGAUACAAGGAGUUUGGAAUUCCAGUUAAUUGGUUAUUAGAUUCUGGGAUUGUUGGCAAGAUCAAACUUUCAUCUGUUCAAUUGGCAAGGAAAUAUAUGAAACGCGUAGCAUCAGAACUUGAUGCAUUGACUGGACCGGAAAAAGAACCCAACCGAGAGUUUAUACUUCUGCAAGGGGUCCGUUUUGCUUUCCGUGUUCAUCAGUUCGCGGGUGGUUUUGAUGCGGAAAGCAUGAAGGCUUUCGAAGAACUUAGGAGCCGCGUGCAUACACAAAUGGGAGAAGAAAAUAAGACAGAAAUGGAAGAAGGAAAUAAGCCGGAGGCAGGAUGAACAUUUACUAUUUUUGGCCUUGUUAUUUUCGUUGUUGCUCCACUGCUCUGUUGUAUAUUGUUUCUGUAUUACCACUCGACAAUAUUGCAUUAGAAAUUACUCAAUAUAGUUGGAUAUUGUACAAU